AUGGGCGACGGCUGCAUGCUGGAGAACUGCAAGGUGUCGCCGCAGACCGCUGAUGUCACCUUCAGCACCUUAAGCCCCGCCUCCGGCCUGCGGCGCAAACGUCUGCUGUGGCAGAAUGCUGUCAGGAACAUCAUCGACCAGCACAACCUGUACACGCUGAGGCUGGCCGGCGGCCUGGAGAGGGGGCGCCACUGCAUCACGGUGACCGACGCCUACAUCGCCGAGAUCAACAAGCAGAUUCGUAACAAAGCUUCUCGUGGAGCCUUUUGGCAGAAACGUCGUUCAUCUGCAGCUCGAGUUCAUCCGACGACACCGAAGAUCUCCAUGGCAACACGCAACAAGCACGACUCGCUGAGCGACGCCGACUUCUUUGUUUCCUGCGGCUCGACGGUGCGAGGCGUCUUCAUUCCCACAAUGCAACACACGUUCAAGUCUGCGGACCUGGAGCAGCUCUACCAGCAGUUCUCCUCGGCUCAGAGAAGAACCUCGCUGGUCGUCACCAACACCAUCGACCUGCUGAUCCGGCUUCUGGUGUCGCUGCUGACGUGGCCGCCGGGCUGGGGGGGCGUGGCCUGCGACUGGUUGGCCGGCCUGUCGGCGCUGCUGUGGGCGGGGACCUGCGUGCUGGCGCUGACACGGAGGGAAGUGAUGUCGUCGCCGCGGUGGCUGCGUUUCCUGGCGCUGAUCAGCUGGCUGUCGCAGACCGCCCAGGUGCUGGUGGGUGUGUUCACCUGGGCGGACAGCGACCAUUCCUGGUACGUCUUCUUCACGCUGUUCUCUACCUACACGCUCCUGCCGCUGCCACUCCUCUGGUCCAUCAUUGCCGGGGCAACCACCUCCACCCUGCAUCUGCUGGUGGAUGCCUGCUGUCGCUACGGCAACCACACCUUCAUCAAAAAGGUGUUGUCGAAGGCCUUGCUGUACCUGGCCAUGAACACUGCGGGUCUGUUCAUUCACUACCUGUCCGAUCGGACUCAGAGACAGGCUUUCCUGGAGACCAGACGCUGUAUUGAGGGACGAGUCCGACUGGAGAGGGAGAACCACCGACAGGAGCGUCUGGUGAUGUCCAUCCUUCCCCGCUUUCUGGUUCUGGAGAUGAUCGCCGACAUGGCCAUCAUGGACGAAUACCUGCUACCACAGCAGUUCCACAAGAUCUACAUCCACCACUACAAGGACGUCAGCAUCCUGUUUGCAGACAUCAUCGGCUUCACGUCGCUCUCGUUGGUUCUUUCGGCGCAGGAGCUCGUUAAAACUCUGAAUGAACUCUUCGGUCGCUUCGACAGGCUGGCUGAGGAGCACCAGUGUUUACGCAUUAAGAUCCUGGGUGACUGUUACUACUGUGUGUCGGGCGUCCCGGAGCCUCAGAGAGGACACGCUCGCUGCUGUGUGGAGAUGGGCCUCAGCAUGAUCAGCACCAUACGGUAUGUUCGUCGGGAACUGCAGCAGGAGGUGGACAUGCGGAUCGGCGUCCACUCGGGUUCAGUCCUUUGCGGCGUUUUGGGUCUUCAGAAGUGGCAGUUUGACAUCUGGAGUUGGGACGUCGACGUUGCCAACAGUUUGGAGGCUGCAGGAGUUCCUGGGCAGAUUCACAUCUCACAGGCCACUCUGGACUGUCUGGGCGGGAUCUACGAGGCGGAGGCGGGGCACGGCCAGGACCGAAACGAGUUCCUACGGAAACAUAAUAUCGACACCUACCUGAUCCGUCCAGCGUCGCGGGAGGACACGGAGCCUCCAAAAGCGAGACGUCCGAGCUAUGACGAGAUGACGACGUGGAGCGCUGAGCUGCCGUUCGGAGACAUUCUGGGCAUGAACUUUAUUCUCGCUACCUUCACCAAUGGCUCCCUGACGCAGCUGCCCAAUCAGAUCGCAGCUCAGCGGUCGGGGUCACGAGAAGUCAACAAGCGUAUUCGUCAGGCCAUGGAGGUUCGAAGCAGCGAGCGAAUGAGGAAGGAGCACAUCACGACCUUCACUCAAGUGUUCAAGGACUCCCACAUGGAGGGAAAGUACUCCCAGAUGAGAGACGAACUCUUCAAGUCCAACAUGGUUUGUUCCUUCAUCCUGCUGCUGCUGCUGAUGGCCGUCCAGGUGCUCAUCCCCGCCCCCAGGUAUCUUCCAAUGGCGGCUCAGUUCGUGGUCAGUGGUGGCGUUUACUUCCUGCUGCUGCUGCUGACUCUGGGGGAGGAGUUUAAGCAUUGCCCCGCCCCCCUACAGUCGCUUUGCUGCUGGAUUCAUGAAACUAAAAGCGCUCGAACGCUGCUGACGCUCACCGCCGUCACCGUCAACUUCGGCGUCGCCUCCGCCGACAUCGUGAGUCGCAUCACGUUCCAAUCACACACAACACAGUCUUUAGAAGAUGGAGGACCAGGUGUCGAAUCGCCGUCUCUGAUUGGUCGUGAGGUAAACGCUGUGAUGUCAUCGGCAGGUAUCGCUCACGGCGCCGUCAUCGCAGGUGUGGUCGGAGCCACCAAGCCUCAGUACGACAUCUGGGGGACGACGGUGAACAUGGCGAGCAGGAUGGAGAGCACCGGGGUCAGCGGCAAGAUCCAGGUCCCAGAGUCCACCAGCUGUGUUCUGGUUGAAAGAGGAUUUCUGAGACAGUUCAGAGGAAAGAUUUACAUCAAAGGCAUCAGCGAACGUCACGGUGAGGUCCACACGUUCUUCGUGUCCAAUCAGGAGGAACGCUCCAGCUUGAUUGAGCGCGGCAGUGGGCGGGGCUUCAGCCUCAACAGGAACACGCUGGGAGCUGUGGUCUACAGUCUGGUUCAGGCCCGCAAGAGGGAGAAGCUGAGGGAGGAGAACGGAGGGUUCCACCUGGUGGAGGCCUCCUAGAACACCUGGUCCAGGUGAGGGGGAGGAGCCUGUGGUCACCAUGGAGACACAGCAGCAACCACAGAGCAGUUGUUCUUCACUGUGGUUUCCACUGCAGCUCUGUGGAACCAGAACAACGCAGAAGAGAACUCAGAAAGGUCUUCUGUCAGCAGGAACGCCUCCACGGCUGUUUCAGUCACAGAUCCACAUGGUCCAGUCUGCAGCUGUUUCUUCAUGAAGCUCCAGAGUUCUAGUUUGUACUGAACCCGGUUCAAGGCUUCAUUUGUACCAGUUUAUACUGAUGGACGCAAACGUCACGGAUGAUGCCUUCAAGGACUGUCGGAAAGUUGACCAUGUGAUAAAUCCCUUAGUGAACGUGUCACCUUGGUGCUUUCAAAGCCCAUCUCAUGACGAUUAGAAGUUUAACCUGACUGUCCAGAAACACACUGAAGGAACCAGAUGGAUUCUCAGGGUUUUCUGGACGUUCUUCUGUGGUUUUCUGGAUGUUCUUCUGUGGUUUUCUGGACGUUCUUCUGUGGUUUUCUGGACGUUCUGUGGUUUUCUGGACGGUCUUCUGUGGACUUCAUGGUUUCUUCCCUGAUUCUUAACGUUGUGUUUCAUGUGUGACUCACAUCUGACUGAGUUGUGACUCGGAGCAGAAGAACGUGUUUCUGACUCAGAUGGAGGCGCUGACGGUGAAGAAGUUCUGCUUUUGUUCCGACGCUCUUUUAUUUUCCACUUUCAGCUCCUUCAGGCUGCAGCUCAACACAAACCGAGGAAACGUGAUUUUCACUCUGACUCGAGGUGCGAAGCAGCGAAACACGUCUCGUUGGAUUUUUCUGGCCUUCAGAUGGACGACGAGACGAAGAUGAAACCGGAACCAGAGAAGUUCUCCUGUUUCAUCUGUUUUAGUUCUUCUGUCGUCACUUCGUGUGUUUAAAGGAACAUUUGAUUCUUCCUGAUGGUGGAACCAGCAAACCGCAGGUUGCACCGUCCUGACUGGCCAGCAUGUGGCGCUGUUUCCGGAGCAGCAGUUUACCAGGCGGACUUUAAAUUUAGCGUCUGUAGGUUUGGAAUAUACCAAAAUUGUUCUGAAAACGUUUCAAGGAAACUGUAGAAGUUUUUAGGUCUGUAAAUACUAAAUUCUAUUUUAUACAAUUUCAAUUUUCAAAACAUGAAUGUAGAACAAUAAAAUGUCCCGACCUGUUCUUUAA
Messenger RNA from Stegastes partitus (bicolor damselfish), 4022 nucleotides. RefSeq names its product adenylate cyclase type 8-like. Gene Ontology annotation, molecular function: adenylate cyclase activity. Gene Ontology annotation, cellular component: plasma membrane. The transcript has 15 exons. The record is from RefSeq and is a predicted model, not a curated record. Bases 1 to 2829 code for a protein of 942 amino acids. Gene Ontology annotation, biological process: intracellular signal transduction; cAMP biosynthetic process; adenylate cyclase-activating G protein-coupled receptor signaling pathway. Lineage: Eukaryota; Metazoa; Chordata; Actinopteri; Pomacentridae.